AAUUUCGCGUAUAUAAGACAGCGAGAAAAAUUAAGAAGCAUCAGUUUUCGGGGAGAGGAAUCACAAGUAAGAAGUAUUACGAUACAAUAUACCGAAGAUGAAAUUUGCAUUGGCACUGUUGGCCCUUGUGGCUGCGGCUUCCGCCAAGAUCGAGAUCCCCAAUUUCGGCAGAGGCGAACUCCACAAGGAUAUCCAGGAGUUCUUAGACAUGCUGCCUCAGGAGGAAAUAUUCGCAAUCACCCUUGAAUACUUUUCUGAAGACAAGGAAUUCCAGGCGAUGGUCGAGUACUUACUAUCCGACGAAUUCAGAGAUCUGGUGAAGGAAGUCGAAGCUCUGCCCGAGAUUAAAGUUUUAAUGGAUUACAUUCAUGAAGCCGGCAUUGACAUUUACACGAUCGUAAACCUAUUAAACGAAAUGAUUGGACUCGACCCGCUCACACCGCCCAGCAGCUUCUUUGCCGUCCGCAAACAAAUCACUGGUGGAAUCCGUGGAUAUGUCGAUGAUAUCAUGGCCAUCUUGCCUUUGGAAGAACUUAACGAUCUUUACGAAAAGAAAUUGAAAGAGUCCAAGGCCUUUGCCGAUUUUAUUGCUCAAAUAGAGUCCGAGAAUUUCCAGGAAAUCGUCAACAAAGUUUACGCCAACCCCAAAACCCAGGAGCUCCUGAAACACGCCGAAGCGGCCGGCAUUGAUCUAGAACUCAUCAAAGAGUUGCUGAAGGUUCUCUGGGGCAUCAAAAUUCCUCCCCGUCCUCGUUUUUACAUCAGACAUUAGAUGGACAACAAUACUAUUGUGAAAACUGAAUUCCUUUCUAUUGCCAAAAUAUGUUUAUUAACGUUUUCUAAAGAACAUGUCACGUCGUAAAUGUUACGAACCACAUAUAUCGACCAUACAAUCGUAUACUUCACUUGUGCAACAUAAAUAAAUAAAAAGCUUUCAACUGCA
Messenger RNA from Linepithema humile (Argentine ant), 943 nucleotides. RefSeq names its product protein G12. NCBI's taxonomy places the organism in Eukaryota, Metazoa, Arthropoda, Insecta, Hymenoptera, Formicidae. The record is from RefSeq and is a predicted model, not a curated record.